AUGGAUGAUCAACAGGGGUCCCCGGAGAAAGACGAUGCUCGUUUGCUGGUCACCACAUCUUUCGAUUCAGGUGAUCGGGGUUCACAAAUUAUGGAAGUUUCGCCUUUGGCCGAAACACGCUGGCAGUACCUUUGUCGAUACUUUACGACAAAAGAAGGAUGGAUUGGGGACUACGAUUACCUCUAUCUUGUGACGCCCAACAUAUGGCCCUUGAACAAAAAGUACAAGGAUUACGAGGCGCCCUUCUAUGGAUUGAACGAUGAAGUUCCCAUCCUCCUCACGAUCAUCUUGGGCCUUCAGCAUGCUUUAACGAUGAUCGGGUCAGUAGUGUCGCCACCACUGGCGAUUGCCAGCGGAGCAUUUUACCUGUCGGCGGAAGAAAGCCAAUACCUUGUCUCGGCUGCAUUCAUCACCACUGGAAUUGCAACAGCUCUGCAGGUGACGCGGGUGCAUUUAACAAAGACACCUUUCUAUAUCGGCACUGGACUUCUCUCGGUGGUCGGACCAACAUUUGACAUUCUUGCGAUUGCGUUCAGUUAUACCGACAUGCGCUAUUCAAAUGGAACAUGUCCUACCGCUUCUGAUGGUUCUAAGCUUCCGCGUCCUGAUGCGUGGGGUGCCAUAUUUGGUACAAUGCUUUGCACUGUUUGGAUCCAGAUCUUGAUGUCCUUUGUUCCUCCGAAGACGCUCAAUAGAAUCUUCCCAAAGGUCGUGACAGGAACACAUCUGCUACUUGUCGGGGUGUAUCUGAUCUCCAAUGGUAUGGAGAAUUGGGGUGGUAGUUCUAACUGCAAUGGUGGCACGGGAUACUAUGCACUAUGUCCCGACACUGCAGCACCAAAGCUACUGCCCUGGGGAGACCCGAAGCUCAUUGGUCUCGGAUUCAGCGUGUUCUUUACCAUCAUCAUCGUCGAACUGUUUGGCUCACCGCUCUUGCGAUCUGCAUCAGUCGUUUUCGGACUUGCAGUUGGAUGUAUAAUAUCGGGAGCCACUGGAUACUGGUCGCGCGAUAACAUCAAUGCCGCCCCGGUCGCAAUCUUUCUCUGGGCGGUCAGCUGUAUGCCCGAUAUCUUGGCCACAGCCGAAACUUCAGGAGUGGAAUUUGAUGGUAUUGAGUUCAACAGCCGGAUUCAGGGAGGCAUCCUGUGUGAUGGCCUCGGCAGUAUAAUUAGUGCCCUGGGCACUGGAUUACCAAUGGUUGGCCAAGCCGGAAACAGCGGUGUGAUCUCUUUGACUGGAUGUGCUAGUCGUCGAGCAGGAUGGUGCGCUUCGGGAGUCUUGAUUCUCACAGGAAUAUUUGGCAAGUUCGGGGCAGUCUUUGGCUCCAUGCCUCCCUCUGUGCUUGGAGGAAUGCAAGUGUUCCUAUACGGCACAAUCGUGGUCGCAGGUAUCAGAGUUCUCAGCCUGGUUGAAUUCACCCGACGCAAUCGCUUCAUUCUGACCACUGCCUUGGGCAUUGGGUUUAUUGACAUUGUGUCGACCCAGUGGUUUUCCAAGAUUUUGAAUUAUAGUGGUUCAAAUGUGCGGCUGCAAGGCUUUGAGGAAGGUGUUAAUUUGAUGGUUGAGACCCCUUUCAUCAUCGCCGCCGUUGUCAGAGUCAUCAUGAAUCUGGUUCUACCAUACGACGGGAACAAGGAAAUGGAAGGGCGUGGGGGGCGCCCGGCACUCCCCACCUAG
This is a messenger RNA of Penicillium maclennaniae, 1677 nucleotides long. Its product is annotated as uracil-xanthine permease family protein. Gene Ontology annotation, cellular component: membrane; fungal-type vacuole. The coding region runs from base 1 to 1677 and encodes 558 amino acids. The transcript is spliced from 5 exons. Gene Ontology annotation, biological process: transmembrane transport; xanthine transport. The record is from RefSeq and is a predicted model, not a curated record. NCBI's taxonomy places the organism in Eukaryota, Fungi, Ascomycota, Eurotiomycetes, Eurotiales, Aspergillaceae. Gene Ontology annotation, molecular function: xanthine transmembrane transporter activity.